Molecule: messenger RNA, 402 nt
Organism: Trichomonas vaginalis G3
Lineage: Eukaryota; Parabasalia; Trichomonadida; Trichomonadidae
Exons: 1
Coding region: 1-402 (133 amino acids)
Source: RefSeq, a predicted model, not a curated record
AUGAGAAAAGAGAUGGAAAACAAGCUUGAAGCAAAAGACAAAAGCAUUCAGAAAAGAAUACCACGUUCGGUACCAAAAGGAAAGGAAAAGAACUAUAAGUAUAUGAUUUAUACUGAAGAUAUGGAAGACAAUGACAUGGUUAUGUUGCAUUUAGUCAGAAGAAACAACAAAAGCUUUUACGACCUUGCUAAGAUUUACAAAUCUGACAGAAAUUGGUUCUAUCGCGAAAACUUACCGAUUUCAAUGACUCCAAAUGAAGAUGUGAAACAAAUAGUUCAAGAUACGUUACCUCAAACACACUAUGAUAUUAAAGGUUGUACAAUUUUUACCUUCAAAGAAGAUUUGCCAUUGUUAAAGGAAAAAAUAACAGAGUAUUUUGACAACUUCAAACAAGUAGGGUAA